Messenger RNA from Colius striatus (speckled mousebird), 1216 nucleotides. RefSeq names its product testis-specific serine/threonine-protein kinase 1-like. Gene Ontology annotation, biological process: intracellular signal transduction; protein phosphorylation; microtubule cytoskeleton organization. Gene Ontology annotation, cellular component: cytoplasm. The record is from RefSeq and is a predicted model, not a curated record. Lineage: Eukaryota; Metazoa; Chordata; Aves; Coliiformes; Coliidae. Gene Ontology annotation, molecular function: ATP binding; tau-protein kinase activity; protein serine/threonine kinase activity.
CUGAUGUCAAAGCGAAGGCUUUGGUCGUCUUGAGGAGGGUGUUUGGAGCCGUGAAGAAACGAGACCCCAAGCCCACGAUCAUGAAGCUCUGUGAAGAGCUACCACGGUUCUUUGAUGAUGUGAGGAGCUGCUGGGAGCUUCGGUGGGGAGGAUGGUUUUGGGCUUCCCCAGCUCUCCCACCAUGUCUGAUGCUGUGGCGCUGGCAAAGAAAGGCUACAGCCUGAGAAAGACACUCGGAGAAGGCUCUUAUGGGAAAGUGAAAUCUGCCCACUGUGUCCAGCUGAAACGCAACGUGGCCGUCAAGAUAAUCAACAAGAGAAAAGCUACUCAGCACUUCCUGGAAAGAUUUCUGCCCAGGGAAAUCGAGGCAUUGAGAUGUUUGCAGCACCCCUCAAUCACCAAAACCUUUGAGAUUUUUCAGACACCAGCUAGGAAAGUGUACAGAGUGUUGGAGCUGGGGGAAAAGGGAGACCUCCUGGACUACAUGGGGAUCACAGGAGCUAUGACAGAGGACAUCGCUGGCACCAAGUUUCAGCAGUUGGCAUCUGCCAUCAAGUAUUGCCACGACUUGGACGUUGCUCACAGGGAGCUGCAAUGUGAGAACAUCCUUCUCCAUGCACAUCUCAAUGUCAAGCUGGCAGACUUUGGCUUUUCCAAAUUCCUGUCUCGGGAGGAAAAUGGCAGAAUUGUUCUCAGCCAAACCUUCUGUUGUUCUCCUGCGUACGCAGCCCCUGAAGUGCUGGAGGAAAUUCGCUCUGACCCCAGGAUUGCUGACACAUGGACUCUGGGUGUCAGCCUGUACUCAAUGGUCUGGGCUUCGUUGCCUUUCGAUGAUUCCAACGUCAGCAAAAUGACCCGUGUUCAGAAACGACAGCGGAUCCCCUCCCAGUCCAAACAUCUGACUGCAGAGUGCAGGGAUCUCGUUCACCGCUUGCUCCCGCCCGUCGUGGCUCAGAGGUUGUGCGUAGAUGAAGUCUUGAAGCACUCAUGGCUGCAGACUCCAAAAUGCACGAUCCCUUUGCCUCUGCCAGCUGCAAAAGAGGGUGAGGUUCCCAAACCCUUUGUGAAGGAAAGCCUGGGCACUACCAGCAAGCCAAAUCCCCUUCUGUAUACGGGGGAGGAGAGAAGGACAAAGGAUCCUCUUAAGGACAGCUUUACUUUCCAAGUCAGGAAACCAGCGACUCCACAUCUCAGCGCUGUAGCUGGCACGGGAUAA